Spea bombifrons (plains spadefoot toad) is the source of this 12016-nucleotide messenger RNA. RefSeq names its product transformation/transcription domain associated protein (gene TRRAP). The record is from RefSeq and is a predicted model, not a curated record. Gene Ontology annotation, molecular function: transcription coregulator activity; protein binding. Bases 206 to 11707 code for a protein of 3833 amino acids. Gene Ontology annotation, biological process: DNA repair; regulation of DNA-templated transcription. Gene Ontology annotation, cellular component: NuA4 histone acetyltransferase complex; SAGA complex; nucleus. NCBI's taxonomy places the organism in Eukaryota, Metazoa, Chordata, Amphibia, Anura, Pelobatidae. The transcript is spliced from 71 exons.
CGGAUUUGUGUUUUCACACAUUUGCGUUUGGGGCCUGUUCAUUCGCGCAAAGGCUGACGGGACGGGACCCUGAGCCUGUGCAGAGCGGGAGGCGGCGGUGGAUGCGGUGAGUGUCUGCAGAUCGCCGAUGCCGGUUCGGCGGUACCGUGUGAAUGGAAGGUGGAAUGACUUCUUCAUAAAGCUGUGAUCUAAACAAGGAAGAAAAAUGGCGUUCGUGCCUCCGCCGGGGCCGACUGUGGUCGAUCAGACCACACUGAUGAAGAAAUACCUCCAGUUCGUCGCUGCGCUUACUGAUGUCAACACACCUGAUGAAACCAAGCUAAAAAUGAUGCAGGAGGUCAGCGAGAAUUUUGAGAAUGUCACCACCUCGGCCCAAUACUCCACUUUUCUGGAGCACAUCAUCCCUCGCUUUCUUACGUUUCUGCAAGAUGGGGAAGUUCAGUUCCUCCAGGAGAAACCUGCGCAGCAACUGCGGAAGCUGGUCUUGGAAAUAAUUCACCGGAUUCCUACCAAUGAACACCUGCGGCCUCAUACCAAAAACAUCCUGUCCGUGAUGUUCCGUUUCCUUGAGACGGAGAAUGAAGAGAAUGUUUUGAUCUGCCUGAGAAUCAUCAUUGAGCUGCACAAACAAUUCAGGCCGCCCAUAACCCAAGAGAUACACCAUUUCCUGGACUUUGUGCGACAGAUUUAUAAGGAGCUUGGAAAGGUUGUGAAUCGCUACUUUGAGAACCCACCUGUGAUCGCUGAGAACACCAUUCCGUCUCCUGAAAUGGUCGGCAUGAUUUCCACUAUUGUGGUGAAAGUGAACCCCGAACGCGAGGACAGCGAGACUAGAACGCAUACCAUCAUCCCAAAGGGCUCGCUUUCCUUGAAGGUUCUGGCUGAACUACCUAUAAUAGUUGUCCUUAUGUAUCAGCUCUACAAGCUGAACAUACACAACAUGGUGUCAGAAUUUGUUCCGCUCAUCAUGAACACAAUCGUGACGCAGGUUUCCAGCAAUGCCAGGCAGCAUAAACUGUAUAAUAAGGAGCUCUACGCUGACUUCAUAGCGGCUCAGAUCAAAACCUUGUCCUUUUUGGCGUACAUCAUAAGAAUUUAUCAGGACACGGUUGCAAAGCAUUCUCAGCAGAUGGUGAAGGGCAUGCUGCAGCUUCUGACCAACUGCCCGCCGGAAACCGCACACCUCCGCAAGGAGCUGCUCAUCGCUGCCAAGCACAUCCUCAGCACCGACUUAAGAAGCCAAUUCAUCCCGUGCAUGGACAAACUGUUUGAUGAAUCUAUCCUGAUCGGCUCUGGAUACACAGCCCGGGAGACGCUAAGGCCCCUGGCGUACAGCACGCUUGCGGAUCUCGUGCAUCACGUGAGGCAGCAUCUCCCCCUCAAUGACCUUUCCCUCGCUGUCCAACUGUUUGCAAAGAAUAUCGACGAUGAAUCAAUACCGAGCAGCAUCCAGACCAUGUCCUGCAAGCUUCUCCUCAACCUUGUGGAUUGUAUCCGCUCCAAAAGCGAACAGGAAAAUGGGAAUGGACGGGAUAUUUUGAUGAGAAUGCUUGAGGUGUUUGUCCUGAAGUUUCACACCAUAGCUCGCUAUCAGUUAUCUGCUAUCUUCAAGAAGUGCAAGCCGCAGUCAGAGCUCUGCGCUGCCGACACCAUCAUACCCAGCGUCCCGGCUGCCACCCCCAACAGCGCUCUGCCUGCCGCCCCCACCACUCCGCUCACGCAAGUGCCGCUCUCGGUGUUCGACAAGCAAGGGGAAAAAGACAAAGAGGACAAGCAGACUUUCCAAGUCACCGACUGCCGGAGCUUGGUGAAAACCUUGGUCUGUGGAGUCAAGACGAUAACGUGGGGCAUUACGUCGUGUAAAGCACCUGGAGAGGCUCAGUUUGUACCCAACAAGCAACUGCAACCCAAAGAAACGCAGAUUUACAUUAAGCUAGUGAAGUAUGCGAUGCAAGCACUGGAUAUUUAUCAGGUCCAGAUUGCUGGCAAUGGACAAACGUACAUCCGAGUUGCCAACUGCCAGACGGUGCGAAUGAAAGAAGAGAAGGAGGUGUUGGAGCACUUUGCUGGCGUCUUCACAAUGAUGAAUCCGUUGACUUUUAAAGAAAUCUUCCAGACCACCGUCCCCUACAUGGUGGAGAGAAUAUCCAAGAACUACGCACUCCAGAUUGUUGCCAAUUCCUUCUUGGCGAACCCCACCACAUCAGCCCUCUUUGCUACGAUCCUGGUGGAGUACUUGUUGGAGAGGCUUCCAGAAAUGGGAUCCAACGUGGAGCUGUCCAACUUGUACCUCAAGCUGUUCAAGCUGGUUUUUGGCUCUGUUUCCCUCUUCGCUGCGGAUAACGAGCAAAUGCUUAAGCCCCAUUUGCACAAAAUAGUGAACAGCUCGAUGGACCUUGCCCAGACGGCCAAGGAACCCUACAACUACUUCCUUCUUCUCCGAGCUCUCUUCCGAUCGAUUGGUGGAGGCAGCCAUGACCUCCUGUAUCAGGAGUUCCUGCCCUUGCUUCCAAAUCUCCUGCAAGGUCUCAACAUGUUGCAGAGCGGCUUGCACAAACAGCAUAUGAAGGACCUUUUUGUGGAGCUGUGCCUCACCGUGCCUGUCCGUCUGAGUUCGUUAUUACCCUAUCUCCCCAUGCUGAUGGAUCCAUUGGUGUCUGCUCUCAAUGGGUCCCAGACGUUAGUGAGUCAGGGUCUGAGGACACUGGAGCUGUGUGUGGACAACCUUCAGCCAGACUUCCUCUACGAUCACAUCCAGCCGGUUCGUGCUGAGCUCAUGCAGGCUUUGUGGCGGACGCUGAGGAAUCCAGCAGACAGCAUCUCCCAUGUGGCAUACCGGGUCCUGGGUAAAUUUGGUGGAAGCAACCGGAAAAUGCUGAAAGAAUCCCAGAAGCUGCAGUAUGUGGUCACUGAGAUACAAGGACCGAGCAUCACCGUGGAGUUUGCAGACUGCAAAGCUUCUAUCCAGCUUCCCAUGGAAAAGGCUAUUGAGACGGCCUUGGAUUGCUUGAAAAGUGCAAAUACAGAGCCGUACUAUCGGAGGCAGGCAUGGGAGGUCAUCAAAUGUUUCCUGGUGGCUAUGAUGAGCCUGGAUGAUAACAAGCAUGCUUUAUACCAGCUGCUAGCACAUCCCAAUUUCACAGAGAAGGCGAUCCCCAGUGUCAUUAUUUCACACCGGUACAAAGCUCAGGACACCCCGGCCCGUAAAACGUUCGAACAAGCCCUGACCGGGGCGUUCAUGUCUGCUGUUAUCAAGGACCUGAGGCCGAGCGCUCUGCCGUUUGUAGCCAGCCUUAUACGCCAUUACACAAUGGUAGCUGUCGCACAGCAGUGUGGACCCUUCCUUCUGCAGUGUUACCAGGUUGGAAGCCAGCCGAGCACGGCCAUGUUCCAUAGCGAGGAGAACGGUUCAAAAGGGAUGGAUCCUCUGGUGCUCAUUGAUGCCAUAGCCAUUUGUAUGGCGUACGAAGAGAAGGAACUGUGCAAGAUUGGAGAAGUGGCAUUGGCUGUGAUAUUCGAUGUCGCCAGCAUUAUCCUUGGCUCUAAAGAAAGGGCAUGCCAGCUUCCCUUGUUCUCCUACAUUGUCGAGCGUCUGUGUUCCUGUUGCUACGAGCAGGCCUGGUACGCCAAACUCGGUGGAGUGGUGUCUAUUAAGUUCCUGAUGGAACGCCUACCUCUGAUUUGGGUGCUUCAGAAUCAGCAAACGUUUCUCAAAGCCCUUCUCUUCGUCAUGAUGGACUUAACUGGAGAGGUUUCCAACGGAGCAGUCGCGAUGGCGAAAACCACACUGGAGCAGCUUUUAAUCCGCUGCGCAACCCCAUUAAAAGACGAGGAGAAAACAGAAGAGAUCCUCGCCGCCCAAGAGAAGUCCUUCCAUCACGUGACUCAUGACUUAGUACGAGAAGUGACCUCUCCAAACCCCACCGUGAGGAAGCAGGCCAUGCACUCGCUGCAGGUCCUCGCACAGGUGACCGGAAAGGGUGUCACCGUGAUCAUGGAGCCUCACAAAGAGGUCUUGCAAGACAUGGUCCCACCCAAAAAACAUUUACUUCGCCAUCAGCCGGCAAAUGCCCAGAUUGGGCUGAUGGAAGGGAACACUUUCUGCACCACCCUGCAACCUAGACUGUUCACCAUGGACCUAAACGUUGUAGAGCAUAAAGUCUUCUAUUCUGAGCUCUUAAACUUAUGCGAAGCAGAGGAUGCUACCCUCAUGAAGCUCCCUUGCUACAAAAGCCUCUCCUCUUUGGUACCGCUGAGAAUUGCAGCUUUGAACGCUCUGGCAGCUUGUAACUAUUUGCCUCAGUCAAGGGAGAAAAUCAUCGCGGCCCUGUUUAAGGCACUUAACUCUACAAAUAAUGAACUUCAGGAGGCUGGAGAAGCAUGCAUGAGAAAGUUUUUGGAAGGCGCCACUAUAGAGGUCGACCAGAUCCACACUCACAUGAGGCCGCUUCUGAUGAUGCUGGGCGACUAUCGCAGCCUGACCCUCAAUGUCGUUAACCGCCUGACCUCCGUCACGCGGCUUUUCCCCAACUCCUUCAAUGAUAAAUUCUGUGAUCAGAUGAUGCAACACCUGCGCAAGUGGAUGGAAGUGGUUGUGAUCACGCACAAAGGAGGACAGAGGGGUGAAGGCAACGAGAUGAAAAUUUGCUCCGCAAUUAUAAAUCUCUUCCACCUAAUUCCCGCUGCCCCCCAAACCCUGGUGAAGCCGUUGCUCGAGGUCGUGAUGAAAACUGAACGGGCGAUGCUAAUCGAGGCGGGAAGCCCCUUCAGAGAACCUCUGAUAAAGUUUUUGACGCGGCACCCAUCUCAGACGGUGGAGCUCUUCAUGAUGGAGGCUACUCUGAACGACCCGCAGUGGAGUCGAAUGUUCAUGAGCUUUUUAAAACAUAAAGACGCCAAACCGUUACGGGACGUGCUGGCCGCCAACCCCAACCGGUUCAUUACGCUGCUGUUGCCUAGCGUGACGCAGACCUCUGUCCGACCAAGUUCCCCCAGCACCAACACCAUGCGUCUCGAUCUGCAGUUCCAGGCUAUUAAGAUAAUCAGCAUUAUCGUUAAGAAUGACGACUCUUGGCUGGCAAACCAGCACUCGCUGGUCAGCCACUUGAGACGGGUUUGGGUGAGUGAAGCCUUUCAGGAGCGACAUCGUAAGGAUAACAUGGUGGCAUCAAACUGGAAGGAACCCAAGCUGCUGGCGUUCUGCCUCCUCAACUACUGCAAGCGAAAUUUCGGAGACAUUGAACUGCUUUUCCAGCUUCUCCGGGCUUUCACGGGCCGAUUCCUCUGCAACAUGACCUUCCUAAAAGAAUACAUGGAGGAAGAGAUUCCCAAAACCUACAGCAUUGCUCAGAAGAGAGCGCUCUUCUUCCGCUUUGUUGAAUUCAACGAUUCCAACUUUGGGGAUGAACUGAAAGCUAAGGUACUGCAGCACAUUUUGAACCCAGCAUUUUUAUACAGCUUUGAGAAGAAUGAAGGAGAACAGCUUUUAGGGCCUCCAAACCCUGAAGGAGACAACCAGGAGAGCAUCACAAGUGUGUUUAUAACAAAGGUGCUAGACCCGGAGAAGCAGACGGACAUGCUGGACUCGCUCAGGAUCUACCUCCUGCAGUUUGCCACGCUUUUGGUUGAGCACGCUCCCCAUCACAUUCAUGACAAUAAUAAGAACCGAAACAGCAAACUAAGACGCCUCAUGACGUUUGCUUGGCCUUGUCUGCUUUCCAAAGCUUGCGUGGACCCAGCUUGCAAGUAUAGUGGCCACCUUCUUCUGGCCCACAUUAUCGCCAAGUUUGCGAUACAUAAGAAAAUCGUCUUACAGGUGUUCCACAGCUUGCUUAAAGCCCAUGCUAUGGAAGCCAGAGCCAUUGUACGGCAAGCUAUGGCAAUACUUACCCCUGCUGUACCUGCGCGAAUGGAGGACGGGCACCAGAUGCUUACCCACUGGACGCGGAAGAUCAUUGUGGAGGAAGGUCACACUGUCCCUCAGCUGGUGCACAUACUUCAUUUAAUUGUGCAGCAUUUUAAGGUUUAUUACCCAGUGAGGCACAAUUUGGUCCAGCAUAUGGUCAGCGCAAUGCAGCGCCUGGGCUUCACUCCUAGCGUCACCAUUGAGCAGCGGAAGCUGGCCGUGGACCUGGCAGAAGUAGUCAUCAAGUGGGAACUGCAAAGGCUAAAAGAACAGCCCGAUUCCGAGGCAGACCCAAAUGGCAGCGGAGAGGGUGGGAGCUCUGCCGUGAGUGGCGUGAAGAGGGGACUAGCGGUGGAUGCCAGCCAGGAGGUGAAGCGCUUCAGAACCACCACCGGAGGAAUUAGCACCGUAUUCGGCCGCAGCCAGUCACUUCCGGGGGCCGAGGCCGUGCAGUCCAAGGCUAUCGAGAAGCAGCACACUGACACCGUGGUGAAUUUCCUCAUCAGGAUAGCAUGUCAGGUGAAUGACAACUCAAACACGGCUGGCUCUCCGGGGGAACUGCUUUCCCGUCGCUGCGUUAGCCUUUUGAAGACUGCCCUACGCCCCGAUAUGUGGCCUAAGUCCGAGCUGAAGCUGCAGUGGUUUGAUAAACUUCUCAUGACGGUGGAACAACCCAACCAAGCCAACUUUGCAAACAUCUGCACUGGACUGGAGGUCUUGAGCUUCUUGUUAACUGUACUCCAAAACCCGGCCAUCCUCAGCAGCUUCAAGCCUCUCCAGAGAGGGAUCUCUGCCUGCAUGACCUGUGCCAACACCAAGGUCCUCAGAGCCGUCCACACUCUUCUGUCCCGGCUGAUGAGCAUCUUUCCUACUGAACCCAGUACAUCGAGCGUUGCAUCAAAGUACGAAGAACUGGAAUGCUUAUACGCUGCGGUUGGAAAGGUUAUAUAUGAAGGGCUCACUAACUAUGAAAAGGCAACAAGCGCCAAUCCAUCGCAAAUAUUUGGUACUUUAAUGAUUUUGAAGUCCGCCUGCAGCAAUAACCCAAGCUACAUAGACAGACUGAUAUCCGUCUUCAUGCGGUCCCUCCAGAAGAUGGUAAGGGAGCAUUUGAACCCUCAACCUAAUCCAGGAGCAGCAGAAGCCAACCCAGCAGGCACAAGUGAGCUGGUAAUGCUGAGCUUGGACCUGGUGAAGACCCGCUUGGCAGUCAUGAGCAUGGAAAUGAGGAAGAACUUCAUUCAGACCAUCCUGACGUCUCUGAUUGAAAAAUCUCCGGACGCCAAAAUCCUCCGAGCGGUAGUUAAAAUAGUGGAAGAGUGGCUGAAAAAUAACACGCCCAUGGCAGCGAAUCAGACGCCGACGCUACGGGAAAAAUCCAUUUUGUUGGUGAAAAUGAUGACCUACAUAGAGAAACGCUUUCCGGAAGAUCUCGAACUGAACGCGCAGUUCCUGGAGCUUGUGAAUUACGUGUACAGGGAUGAGAACCUUUCUGGAAGCGAGCUGACUGCCAAGUUGGAGCCAGCUUUCCUCUCGGGGCUGCGCUGCACUCAGCCACACAUCCGGACGCGAUUCUUCGAGGUGUUUGACACCUCUAUGAAGCGACGGGUUUACGACCGCCUGCUUUACCUGACGUGCUCGCAGAACUGGGAGGCGAUGGGAAACCAUUUCUGGAUGAAGCAGUGCAUUGAGCUCCUGCUGGCCGUCUGCGAGCGCAGCACUACAAUUGGCACAAGCUGUCAGGGUGCCAUACUUCCAUCUAUCACUAAUGUCAUCAAUCUAGCAGACAGUCACGAUCGCGCGGCCUUCGCCAUGGUAACCCACGUCAAACAAGAGCCCAGGGAGAGGGAGAACAGCGAGUCUAAGGAAGAGGAUGUGGAGAUUGAUAUUGAACUGGCGCCUGGAGAUCAGAGCUCCAACCCCAAGACUAAAGAGCAGUCGGAGAAGGACAUGGGAAACCAGCUGCACAUGCUCACUAACCGACACGACAAGUUCCUGGACUCUCUGCGAGAGGUCAAGACGGGAGCGCUCCUCGGUGCCUUUGUCCAGCUGUGCCACAUUUCCACGCCGCUAGCCGAAAAGGUUUGGAUCCAACUUUUCCCCAGAUUAUGGAAGAUUCUCACUGACCGACAACAGCAUGCACUCGCCGGGGAAAUCAGCCCGUUCCUGUGCAGCGGGAGCCACCAGGUGCAGAGGGAUUGCCAGCCGAGUGCUCUGAACUGCUUCGUGGAAGCCAUGUCUCAGUGCGUCCCGCCGAUCCCCAUCAGGCCCUGCGUCCUGAAAUACUUGGGGAAGACUCACAACCUCUGGUUCCGCUCUACCCUCAUGCUAGAACAUCAGGCUUUCGAGAAAGGCUUAAGUCUUCAGAUCAAGCCCAAGCAGACCAGCGAGUUUUACGAACAAGAGAGCAUCACCCCACCGCAACAAGAGAUCCUGGACUCGUUGGCAGAGUUAUAUUCUCUUCUCCAAGAGGAGGACAUGUGGGCCGGCUUGUGGCAGAAGCGUUGCAAAUUCCCAGAAACUGCUACAGCUAUUGCGUAUGAACAACAUGGCUUCUUUGAGCAGGCUCAAGAAACAUAUGAAAAAGCAAUGGAGAAAGCCAAAAAGGAACAUGAAAGAAGCAGCGCGUCCCCUGCUGUGUUUCCGGAGUAUCAGCUGUGGGAAGACCAUUGGAUUCGAUGCUCGAAAGAAUUGAACCAAUGGGAGGCGUUGACAGACUACGGCCAAUCAAAAGGCCACAUCAAUCCCUACCUCGUCCUUGAAUGCUCGUGGAGAGUAUCUAAUUGGGCAGCCAUGAAAGAAGCCCUUGUGCAGGUGGAGCUGAGUUGCCCUAAGGAGAUGGCGUGGAAAGUGAACAUGUAUCGGGGUUACUUGGCAAUUUGCCACCCUGAGGAGCAGCAACUGAAUUUCAUCGAGCGAUUGGUUGAAAUGGCGAGCAGCCUGGCAAUCCGGGAAUGGAGGAGGCUUCCGUAUGUCGUGUCUCAUGUUCACACGCCACUCUUACAGGCAGCGCAGCAGAUCAUUGAGCUUCAAGAGGCAGCUCAGAUAAACGCAGGCCUUCAGCCAACCAAUUUGGGUAGGAACAACAGCCUCCACGACAUGAAAACAGUGGUGAAGACAUGGAGGAACAGACUCCCCAUUGUUUCCGAUGAUCUCUCCCACUGGAGCAGCAUUUUUAUGUGGCGACAGCAUCAUUACCAAGCAAUUGUAAAUGCUUAUGACAACAGCACUCAGCACGACCCAAGCUCAAACAAUGCAAUGCUGGGUGUCCACGCGUCGGCCUCCGCUAUUAUCCAGUACGGCAAGAUUGCUCGGAAGCAGGGCCUGGUUAACGUGGCGCUGGACAUACUAAGCAGGAUUCACACCAUCCCCACGGUGCCCAUUGUCGAUUGCUUUCAGAAGAUCCGCCAGCAAGUGAAAUGCUAUCUUCAGUUGGCCGGCGUCAUGGGAAAGAAUGAAUGCAUGCAGGGUUUGGAGGUGAUUGAAUCCACCAACUUGAAAUAUUUCACCAAGGAGAUGACAGCCGAGUUUUACGCUUUGAAGGGAAUGUUUCUCGCUCAGAUUAACAAAUCGGAAGAUGCAAAUAAGGCAUUUUCUGCAGCUGUUCAAAUGCAUGAUGUUCUUGUCAAGGCCUGGGCAAUGUGGGGUGACUAUUUGGAGAAUAUCUUUGUUAAAGAGCGGCAGCUGCACCUGGGCGUAUCGGCCAUCACCUGCUACCUCCACGCGUGCCGACACCAGAACGAGAGCAAGUCAAGAAAAUAUUUGGCAAAAGUCCUUUGGCUUCUGAGUUUUGAUGAUGAUAAGAACACGCUGGCCGACGCGGUGGACAAAUAUUGCAUUGGAGUGCCGCCGAUCCAGUGGCUGGCGUGGAUCCCGCAGCUGCUGACCUGUCUGGUUGGUUCCGAGGGCAAGCUGCUACUGAACCUCAUCAGCCAGGUUGGGCGAGUGUAUCCGCAAGCCGUAUAUUUCCCUAUCCGGACUCUCUAUUUAACACUGAAGAUCGAGCAGCGAGAGCGUUACAAAAGUGACUCUGGCCAGCACCAGCCAAGUUCAGUAGGAACUCAGUCGCAUUCUGCCUCUGAUCCAGGGCCGAUAAGAGCCACGGCGCCGAUGUGGAGAUGCAGCCGGAUUAUGCACAUGCAGAGGGAGUUGCAUCCCACUCUCCUGUCGUCUUUGGAAGGCAUCGUAGACCAGAUGGUUUGGUUCCGGGAGAACUGGCACGAAGAGGUCUUAAGGCAACUGCAGCAGGGUCUGGCGAAAUGCUAUUCAGUGGCGUUUGAGAAGAGUGGAGCGGUAUCCGAUGCCAAAAUUACCCCUCACACCCUGAACUUUGUGAAGAAACUGGUCAGCACCUUUGGUGUGGGACUUGAGAACGUGUCCAAUGUUUCAAACAUGUUUUCAAGCGCGGCGUCGGAGUCCCUCGCUAGAAGGGCCCAGGCCACGGCAGCGGAUCCCGUCUUUCAGAAGCUGAAAAGCCAGUUUACGACAGACUUUGACUUCAGUGUCCCCGGCUCAACCAAACUCCACAAUCUUAUUUCAAAACUAAAGAAGUGGAUUAAGAUCUUAGAAGCGAAAACCAAGCAGCUGCCCAAGUUUUUCCUCAUUGAAGAGAAAUGUCGAUUUCUGAGCAACUUUUCAGCACAAACCGCGGAAGUCGAGAUUCCUGGCGAGUUUCUAAUGCCAAAACCCACACAUUAUUAUAUCAAAAUUGCAAGAUUUAUGCCUAGAGUGGAGAUCGUUCAGAAGCACAAUACAGCCGCCCGGAGACUUUAUAUCCGGGGCCAUAAUGGGAAGAUCUAUCCCUACCUAGUGAUGAAUGAUGCCUGUUUGACGGAGUCCCGUCGAGAGGAACGGGUCUUGCAACUUCUUCGCUUGUUGAACCCUUGCUUGGAGAAGAGAAAGGAGACUACAAAACGCCACCUUUUCUUCACCGUCCCCCGUGUUGUGGCUGUCUCACCGCAGAUGCGUCUGGUAGAAGACAAUCCUUCUUCUCUCUCCUUGGUGGAGAUCUAUAAGCAGCGGUGCGCCAAGAAAGGCAUUGAGCAUGACAACCCUAUUUCACGUUACUAUGACAGAUUGGCCACCGUCCAAGCACGAGGGACGCAAGCCAGUCAUCAGGUUCUCCGGGACAUCCUGAAGGAGGUUCAGAGUAAUAUGGUGCCCCGCAGCAUGCUGAAGGAGUGGGCGCUGCACACCUUCCCCAACGCCACGGACUACUGGACUUUCCGGAAGAUGUUUACCAUCCAGCUGGCUUUGAUCGGCUUUGCGGAAUUUGUCUUUCAUUUGAACAGGCUGAAUCCGGAGAUGCUGCAGAUUGCGCAGGAUACCGGCAAGCUCAAUGUUGCUUACUUCCGAUUUGACAUCAAUGACGCCACGGGGGAUCUGGACGCAAACCGCCCUGUGCCUUUCCGGCUAACACCAAACAUUUCCGAGUUCCUCACGACAAUCGGCGUAUCCGGCCCGCUCACGGCUUCCAUGAUUGCUGUCGCUCGUUGCUUUGCCCAACCAAAUUUCAAGGUUGAUGGCAUUUUGAAAACGGUUCUUCGGGACGAAAUCAUCGCUUGGCACAAAAAAACACAAGAGGACACUUCUUCACCUCUCUCGCCAGCUGGGCAGCCGGAAAACAUGGACAGCCAGCAACUAGUUUCACUGGUUCAGAAAGCGGUCACGGCCAUUGUCACCAGACUACACAACCUCGCCCAGUUCGACGGAGGGGAAAGCAAAGUCAAUACUCUGGUGGCCGCGGCAAACAGCCUGGAUAAUUUAUGCCGCAUGGAUCCUGCAUGGCACCCCUGGUUAUAGACUAUUUCUUCAGAGCCUUCUUCGAGGUCUGGCUCCUGGAAGUCCAGAUUAAACUCCUGGCAGAGAAGGGUUCGUUUAAUACGGAUGCAAUCGGGAGUUUCUCCAAGCUGUGAAGAACAAGUACCUUUUCCAACAGCUGCUCUUGACCAUGCAGUGGUCCUGGUCUACCCAUAAACUAUAUGUACGUUUUUGUGCAUUAACCGCUGCCAGCCGUCUAGGGACCAACAACUGAACAACUGGUCCUCAGGUGGCUAAAACAAUAUUGUGAACAUUAAGAACACACACACAUAUAAUAUAAAAUAUAUAUAA